ACCCUAGUAUUUGAAACUCCAAAAUCUAUACACUCAUUUCACUGCCAUUCUCUUCCGCUUCUGAAUCGAAACACUCUACUUCUUCGGGAUUUUGCAGCGAAGAAAUGGCCACCACACUCGGAGGAGUUCACGAAUCCGAAGGAGUACAGAAUAGUGCUGAGAUCGACGGCCUCGCUCGCUUCGCCGUCGAAGAGCAUAACAAGAAAGAGAAUGCGAUCUUGGAGUUCGCGAGGGUUGUGAAGGCGAAGGAACAAGUUGUGGCCGGAACACUGCAUCAUCUGACCAUCGAGGCGAUCGAAGCAGGGAAGAAGAAGCUGUACGAGGCGACGGUAUGGGUGAAGCCGUGGUUAAACUUCAAGGAAUUGCAGGAAUUCAAGCACGCCGGCGAUGCCUCCUCUUCGUUCACCCCCUCCGAUCUUGGUGCUAAGAAAGGUGAUCAUGGUCCUGGAUGGAAAGAGGUACCAGUUCAUGAUCCCCAGGUCCAAGAUGCAGCAAAUCAUGCAGUGAAGACAAUCCAGCAGAGGUCGAACUCGCUGUUCCCUUAUGAACUUCAAGAGGUUGUUCAUGCAAAGGCUGAGGUGGUUGAGAAUUCUGUGAAAUAUGAGAUGCUGUUGAAGGUGAAGAGGGGAGACAAAGAAGAGAAAUACAAUGUUGAGGUGAACCAGAACAAUGAAGGUGGACUCCAUCUUAACCAGAUGGAGCCUCACCACUCCUAGACCUCUGUUUUUAGGCUAUUUAGCCGUGUGUAAUGAGACAAUGUGUUGUGUUUGGUAAAUAAUUUGCAGCUGAACUUGUGAUUUCUUAA
Molecule: messenger RNA, 805 nt
Organism: Tripterygium wilfordii
Lineage: Eukaryota; Viridiplantae; Streptophyta; Magnoliopsida; Celastrales; Celastraceae
Product: cysteine proteinase inhibitor 12-like
Exons: 4
Coding region: 105-716 (203 amino acids)
Molecular function (GO): cysteine-type endopeptidase inhibitor activity
Source: RefSeq, a predicted model, not a curated record